GCCACGGGCAUAGAAAAAAGUUUACAACAUCACGGGAAUAGACAGAAUAAUAAAAAAAAUCUACAUUGAAUUAAAAUUUCUAUCACGAGUUCAAUGCAUGCAGUGUAGUGCGUGGUGCGACUAGUUACAGUAAGGGCGUAUACAAGUCCGCUGGGUCUGCUUUCAGGUGAAUGUGAAGCAAAGUGUUGUGUUGCCUCGGUGCUAGGUGCAAGAAUCUAGCCGACUGCCGCCCCCCUGUUUGGUAGCAUAUUCCUGCAUAUUUCGUUUACAUCAGCAAUGCUGCACGUCCUAUCGCAGUAGGCCAGCGUGCCGUAUUAUCUCUUCCCCGCGGUAACCCGCAAACGCGCGUCUGCCGAUAGUUGCAGCCGGAAGAAUGUUCCACGGUACCCCGAGAUGGCAAUCGGGCGGAGCGAUUGGUUGUGUGUGAGUGCCAAACCGCGUACGGUUGGUAGUGAAAAGUGAGCAAUCUGUUACGAUUAGCGCAUCCCAUGUCGGAACACCAGGUGCCCUAGCGCAGACAGUGUGAGGUCGUGUGGUGGUUAGUCGGAGUGUCAUCCGGAACGAAGGGAAAGGCAGAGUGGCAAGUGAAUUCUGGGGGGGUGGUAUUGUGAUAGGUGUGCGGUUGGUAAGGUGUUUCCGGAGUAGGUGGCCUGUGCGGCAGUGCUACCAGUGGGAGAAAGCGUGGGAGAAAAAUAAACAAAAAUGAUGGCCAAUUUGACAGAUGGUGAUCAAAGUUUUUGCAGUGUGACAGUUCCGCAGCAGCAACAGCAUCAACUAGCCAGCAGUGUCGGGGGAGUGGGCGGUGGCGGUGCCAGUGGGAAUGUGGCGCAUACCGGCAACGCCUUGCACGUAGGCGUCGCCGGUGCCGGUGGUGGCGGUGAAGAUGGUGAGAGCGGCUUGGGCAGUACGGUUACCGUUGGAACGGCAUCGUCCGCGGCGAUGAUGGGAUCGAUGACGCCGACGCCGACCGCAUCCACGACGACACUGUCGGCAACGCCAACCGUUGGAACGUGGACGGAAUUUUGCGAGCGUCACGCACGGGCGGCCGCAGCGGACUUUGCCCGAGCGUGCGUAAAUUACGUCACCAACAAUCUGCCGGAAGUGGCCCGCCAUACGAUCUCCCAUCGGGAUUUUAUGCGCCGGUUUGUCCACUGCUUCGAGUCUCGCUUCGAGGACGAGUUUCAGCGCCGACGAGCACAACCUAAGACUGGAAAUGGAUCCGCUACGGUGCCGGAGGAAAGCGAUUAUUCCGAGGAUACAGAUUCGCCAAAAACCAAUCACAAACCGUUCUUCCGACGACUAUCGUUCAAAGGGCUCCGUAAGGGCAAGGUAAUUCAUGCAUUUUUCCACAAACAACACUCGGACGAGGUGGAACUAUCCGAGCGGCGCGCCAGUAAAACUAAACUCGCAAAAAUAGUGGUCGAAUGUCGGAAGGAGGGCACCGUCAACUACCUUUCGCCGGAAAACCUCGACCAGCCCGGUUCCCAGAAGUGGGAAAAGUGUAAGCUGGUGCUAGUGAAAACGGUCUCAGGAUAUAUGCUGGAAUUUUACUCACCACCAAAGUCACAGAAGCCUCGGAGUGGCGUGUUUUGUUUUCUUAUAACGGAAGCUCGUGAAACGACGGCACUGGAAAUGCCGGAUCACGAGAAUACGUUCGUGCUGAAGGCUGGCAAUAAUAUGGAGUACGUCAUAGAGGCCCGCGACACGGACGACAUGCGCAGCUGGCUUGCCACGAUACGCUACUGUAUGCGUAGUACGCAAACGACUUCCGAACCAUCCGAUUCGGUUGCCACGGAUUUGAUCACCAGCCUCAGUACCUCGAUGUCGCACGGUGGCGGAGGAGCGGGCGGUAUACCGUCGACGCUGGUGGCAUCCAGUGGGCUUGCCACGGACGUGAACAACCUUAGCCUCAAUCAAUCGCUAACCGGAACAACCGGUGGAACCGGCACGUCCACCAUUGGUGCGGUAUCGAACGCGCUCGGUGGCACGGUGAUACCUGCUGGUACCGGUACGGCCGCGAAUGCGAACGCAACCGCCACCGCAACGACUGCCAACGCACCGGAAUUGCCUCCCCGUCGGCCGGACGACCGGAUAUCGUCAUCGAGCAAUUUCGAGCUGACGGAAAAUGAUCUGGAUCUGUCGCACGAGCACGACACCGACCUGACGGCAAUGAUGCGCGAGUACCCGUGGUUUCAUGGCACGUUGCCACGGUUCGAAGCCGCCCAGCUGGUACUGCGCGAGGGCAUCUCUAGUCACGGCGUGUUCCUGGUACGGCAAAGCGAAACGCGCAAGGGCGAGUUUGUGCUCACGUUCAACUUCCAGGGCAAGGCGAAGCAUCUGCGCAUGACGCUGAACGAUCUCGGCCAGUGCCGGGUGCAGCAUCUGUGGUUUCCCUCGAUCACCGAGAUGCUCGAACAUUUCCGGCAGCAUCCGAUACCGCUGGAAUCGGGUGGCACUGCCGACGUUACGCUAACCGGGUACGUGCUUACCCCACAGCACCAGCACGUGUUCACGCACCAGCAGGCCCAGCAGCAGCAGCAGCAGCACCAGCAGCAACACCAGCAGUCGGUGUCUGGCUUGCAGGCGGGUCAGCAAACGGCAACCAGUAAUAACUACUCCACCACCCUAAUCGGUAGCAGCAGCACGAGCAGUAGUAAUGCGACCGGUGGCGGUGCUGGUGCUACCACGGCCGUAUCCAACUCCUCCCAAAACACACCCAAUGCAACCGGAACGACGGGAGCGGCCAGUGGCGGUGGUUCGGCCGCUGGCAGCAAUCCUCAAACCAGCCCAAGACAUCCAACGCAAGCGAUCACGCUGAACGGAAGUGUGCGUAUCAAAACGUGUGACCUGGAACUGUCGCUACAAACGGUCCCGGUUGAGCAGAUGAGUUCGCAUCUUCACCAUUCCCAUCAUCAGCAACAGCAGCAGCACAUUCAUCUACAUUCGUCACAGCAGCAGCAACAGCCAGGAACAAGUGGCCUAAAUCAGGGAUCUGCAUCCGGUUCCGGACAAACCGGCACGGCGGAAGAAGUGCAACGGGCGGUUGAUAAUCAGUACAGCUACGUUUGAACGUAAUAUGACCACGUGCAGUUUUAAGGCUGUAGUGUGAACUAUCAAUUCAUUGUGCAAAUUUUAAUUUAAGGUAAUUCCUUCUUUGAACGCUACGCUAUACUUUAAGUUACGUGUGCGUUUUUCGUUUAACUACAGCCUUAAAAUAUACGUGGCCUUGCGUUGCAUUCUUAUCCGCGCUAAACGCAACCACACUUCGCAGCCAAACGGUUCGCAUCCUUUGGAAUUGAUUAAAUGCGCGCUUGUUAAGAGGGUGUAUCUCGUUUGGCAAUGUCGGCUAUC
Molecule: messenger RNA, 3351 nt
Organism: Anopheles moucheti
Lineage: Eukaryota; Metazoa; Arthropoda; Insecta; Diptera; Culicidae
Gene: Lnk
Product: SH2B adapter protein 2
Exons: 5
Coding region: 703-3069 (788 amino acids)
Biological process (GO): intracellular signal transduction
Cellular component (GO): plasma membrane
Molecular function (GO): transmembrane receptor protein tyrosine kinase adaptor activity
Source: RefSeq, a predicted model, not a curated record